Cylindrotheca closterium is the source of this 4116-nucleotide messenger RNA. The record is from the annotation of a GenBank genome assembly. Lineage: Eukaryota; Bacillariophyta; Bacillariophyceae; Bacillariales; Bacillariaceae.
CAAUUGGCGGAGCAGGGUUAUAUGCGGUACAAUAUUCCGGGUCGUCUCUCUACCCUAGGAUUCGAUGUUGCCCGACAGCAGGGCGUCAUCACCAAAUCCCAGGCGGUCAGAUUCGAUCGGAUACACGGCAUGGAAGACCCCGUGGAGAUUCUCGAGGGCACUCUCCACAUCGACAUCCACGCCAAACAUGUUCGUGACGUGGAUGAUGGCCUUUCUGUGAUCGGUUACCUUGACGAUUGGAACGAGAGUCAGGCCCAGCUCCAGACCGCUCUCCAGACCAUCGAGAUCAUUACUGACGAGAAGAACAGUUUGAACCGGGACCUACAGUCUGUUCGUGACGAAUUGGAGGCAAUGAAGGCCGCCCACGAGACUGCUGCAACUAUGACAGAGUUGUCUAAAACUGUUAGGCCUGUUCCGAUGCUCACAGUGGACGUCCCUACAGGUCCACCAGGCCAGACACGUGUCAGCACUACUACGCUACUCAGUCCCUUGGGUCAUGGCAGUGCUACACCGGCGACGGCUCAUGAAACGGACGGAGAAGAUGGGGAGGACCAACCCAAUGCGUCCUCUCCUAUGGACACCGGUCGAGAUGGUUUUGGUGACAACCAUCUCGUUCGUGCACAGGGUUCCGCCCGACUCGCCUUCCAGAAUAUUAACACUACUCCCGACGAGUCAGACGACCUUAAACAAGCACAACUCAACCACUGGAUUCGAAGCGAAUGUGUGGACUUUUUACUUCUGGCUGAAUUGAACAAAUUCUGGCCAGUAAUUACACCAACCAACCAAUGGCGUCAACGAGCCAGCACUAUGGCUAGGAAGGGCGAAGGUUUCCAUUCGGCGGUGGCCUACAAUACCCAUCAGCCACGGGCGGCCCAUUCUACCACUCAAUUUGGGGGCUGCUCGACUUCUGCCUUCAACGAAGUAUCUCACCAAGUCCGGUCCAGUGGCGACGAUAGCUUGGGGCGAUGGGCUUGGAUACGUCUUCAGGGCCAAACACGAGGCGUUGGCCAGCGCGACUUGGUGGUGCUCUCUGCCUACCGUCCAAACCCACCAAACGACGGGCAUCAAACAGUGUGGUUCCAACAUAAGGCCCACUUCAGCCGCACCAACCGCGAUGCAGAACCCAGGGAAGCUUUCAUCAAGGACCUCUCGACGGCAAUCAACAAAUGGCGCGACGACGGCUGUUCUAUCAUCUUGGGCAUCGAUGCCAACGAUGACUUAUCCUCCUACUCCCCGAAGUCUUUCCGUUUUCGGAUGAGCGAAGUAGGACUGGUCGAAGCGAUCCAGUCCAAACACCCAGGGUCCCAUCAGGCCACUUACCAGCGGAACCAACCUACGAAAUCCACCCAUGUUCCACGCCGGCUGGUGAUGCACAACAAACGGGUGGUUCAACGAUAUGUCCAAUUGGCGGAGCAGGGUUAUAUGCGGUACAAUAUUCCGGGUCGUCUCUCUACCCUAGGAUUCGAUGUUGCCCGACAGCAGGGCGUCAUCACCAAAUCCCAGGCGGUCAGAUUCGAUCGGAUACACGGCAUGGAAGACCCCGUGGAGAUUCUCGAGGGCACUCUCCACAUCGACAUCCACGCCAAACAUGUUCGUGACGUGGAUGAUGGCCUUUCUGUGAUCGGUUACCUUGACGAUUGGAACGAGAGUCAGGCCCAGCUCCAGACCGCUCUCCAGACCAUCGAGAUCAUUACUGACGAGAAGAACAGUUUGAACCGGGACCUACAGUCUGUUCGUGACGAAUUGGAGGCAAUGAAGGCCGCCCACGAGACUGCUGCAACUAUGACAGAGUUGUCUAAAACUGUUAGGCCUGUUCCGAUGCUCACAGUGGACGUCCCUACAGGUCCACCAGGCCAGACACGUGUCAGCACUACUACGCUACUCAGUCCCUUGGGUCAUGGCAGUGCUACACCGGCGACGGCUCAUGAAACGGACGGAGAAGAUGGGGAGGACCAACCCAAUGCGUCCUCUCCUAUGGACACCGGUCGAGAUGGUUUUGGUGACAACCAUCUCGUUCGUGCACAGGGUUCCGCCCGACUCGCCUUCCAGAAUAUUAACACUACUCCCGACGAGUCAGACGACCUUAAACAAGCACAACUCAACCACUGGAUUCGAAGCGAAUGUGUGGACUUUUUACUUCUGGCUGAAUUGAACAAAUUCUGGCCAGUAAUUACACCAACCAACCAAUGGCGUCAACGAGCCAGCACUAUGGCUAGGAAGGGCGAAGGUUUCCAUUCGGCGGUGGCCUACAAUACCCAUCAGCCACGGGCGGCCCAUUCUACCACUCAAUUUGGGGGCUGCUCGACUUCUGCCUUCAACGAAGUAUCUCACCAAGUCCGGUCCAGUGGCGACGAUAGCUUGGGGCGAUGGGCUUGGAUACGUCUUCAGGGCCAAACACGAGGCGUUGGCCAGCGCGACUUGGUGGUGCUCUCUGCCUACCGUCCAAACCCACCAAACGACGGGCAUCAAACAGUGUGGUUCCAACAUAAGGCCCACUUCAGCCGCACCAACCGCGAUGCAGAACCCAGGGAAGCUUUCAUCAAGGACCUCUCGACGGCAAUCAACAAAUGGCGCGACGACGGCUGUUCUAUCAUCUUGGGCAUCGAUGCCAACGAUGACUUAUCCUCCUACUCCCCGAAGUCUUUCCGUUUUCGGAUGAGCGAAGUAGGACUGGUCGAAGCGAUCCAGUCCAAACACCCAGGGUCCCAUCAGGCCACUUACCAGCGGAACCAACCUACGAAAUCCACCCAUGUUCCACGCCGGCUGGUGAUGCACAACAAACGGGUGGUUCAACGAUAUGUCCAAUUGGCGGAGCAGGGUUAUAUGCGGUACAAUAUUCCGGGUCGUCUCUCUACCCUAGGAUUCGAUGUUGCCCGACAGCAGGGCGUCAUCACCAAAUCCCAGGCGGUCAGAUUCGAUCGGAUACACGGCAUGGAAGACCCCGUGGAGAUUCUCGAGGGCACUCUCCACAUCGACAUCCACGCCAAACAUGUUCGUGACGUGGAUGAUGGCCUUUCUGUGAUCGGUUACCUUGACGAUUGGAACGAGAGUCAGGCCCAGCUCCAGACCGCUCUCCAGACCAUCGAGAUCAUUACUGACGAGAAGAACAGUUUGAACCGGGACCUACAGUCUGUUCGUGACGAAUUGGAGGCAAUGAAGGCCGCCCACGAGACUGCUGCAACUAUGACAGAGUUGUCUAAAACUGUUAGGCCUGUUCCGAUGCUCACAGUGGACGUCCCUACAGGUCCACCAGGCCAGACACGUGUCAGCACUACUACGCUACUCAGUCCCUUGGGUCAUGGCAGUGCUACACCGGCGACGGCUCAUGAAACGGACGGAGAAGAUGGGGAGGACCAACCCAAUGCGUCCUCUCCUAUGGACACCGGUCGAGAUGGUUUUGGUGACAACCAUCUCGUUCGUGCACAGGGUUCCGCCCGACUCGCCUUCCAGAAUAUUAACACUACUCCCGACGAGUCAGACGACCUUAAACAAGCACAACUCAACCACUGGAUUCGAAGCGAAUGUGUGGACUUUUUACUUCUGGCUGAAUUGAACAAAUUCUGGCCAGUAAUUACACCAACCAACCAAUGGCGUCAACGAGCCAGCACUAUGGCUAGGAAGGGCGAAGGUUUCCAUUCGGCGGUGGCCUACAAUACCCAUCAGCCACGGGCGGCCCAUUCUACCACUCAAUUUGGGGGCUGCUCGACUUCUGCCUUCAACGAAGUAUCUCACCAAGUCCGGUCCAGUGGCGACGAUAGCUUGGGGCGAUGGGCUUGGAUACGUCUUCAGGGCCAAACACGAGGCGUUGGCCAGCGCGACUUGGUGGUGCUCUCUGCCUACCGUCCAAACCCACCAAACGACGGGCAUCAAACAGUGUGGUUCCAACAUAAGGCCCACUUCAGCCGCACCAACCGCGAUGCAGAACCCAGGGAAGCUUUCAUCAAGGACCUCUCGACGGCAAUCAACAAAUGGCGCGACGACGGCUGUUCUAUCAUCUUGGGCAUCGAUGCCAACGAUGACUUAUCCUCCUACUCCCCGAAGUCUUUCCGUUUUCGGAUGAGCGAAGUAGGACUGGUCGAGGCGAUCCAGUCUAAGCACCCAUAUAUAUAUAACUGA